GGAUAUACACCUAUCAAAACAGGAUAUCGACAGCUCUACAAAUUCUAUCUUUUACAGUGAUGCCGCCGUCUCUUCUCGUCGUCCCUGCCACCGCGCUCCCGGCGGCCCGCCUCGCCCGGGUGGUGGCUGCCGCCGGUAGAGACGGAGCAAGUACGCCGAGGCCGCCCCCGCGGCGGGGGCGGCGCGGCAAGCCCGGGUUCUCGCGGCAGUCGGCCAUCAAGAAGAGCUUCCACCAGGAGCAGGUGGUGUUCUCCACCCCCGUGCCCGCCGACCCCUCCGUCGCCGUCAUCGGCGGGGGUGCUUCCGGCCUCUCCUGCGCCUCCGCCCUCGCCGCCCGCGGCGUCCGCGCUGUGGUCUUCGACACUGGGAUGCAUGGCUUAGGGGGCAGGAUGGCGACCAGAGUUGUCGGCGACGACGGCGAGCUGCUGGUGUUCGACCACGCGGCACAGUUCUUCACCGCCAGUGACGAGAGGUUCCAGAAGCUUGUCCACCAGUGGCUCGACAGAGGGCUGGUCCGUGAGUGGAGAGGCUUGAUCGGCGAGCUCGAAGCCGGUGGCCUUUUCAGAACCAUACCUGCCUCAACGCCGAGAUACAUAGGCGUGAACGGGAUGCGUCCGCUUGCAGAUGCAAUGCUGCCUGAGAGUGACAUGAUUAAAGUUGUACGGCCUUGUUGGAUAAGCAAACUCGAGCCAUUCAAUGGCCUGUGGCGCUUAUUUGAGAAUGAAAAGCCUUGUGGUGAAUAUGAUGCAAUUGUAAUAGCUCAUAAUGGGAAAUGUGCCAACCGUCUGCUCUCUACAUCAGGUUUACCAUCACUAACGAAACAAAUGAAGAGACUAGAGCUCAGUUCUGUCUGGGCACUCCUUGCGGCAUUUGAAGACCCUCUUCCAAUACGACAUAAUGAUUCGUGUGGAGCAUUUGAAGGAGCGUUUGUGAGAGAUGUCGAUUCUCUCUCUUGGAUGGGCAACAAUACCCGCAAACUUUUUCCCAUGCAGACCGGCACACCUGAGUGCUGGACAUUUUUCAGCACUGCUGCUUAUGGAAGAAGAAACAAAGUCCCACAGGAAAAUAUCCCAAAGGUCACAGCAGAAAAAGUUAAGGAAGACAUGCUUGGAGGAGUAGAACAUGCUUUGGGAUUAUCGAAAGGAUCUCUUCAGCAACCAAUUUACACAAGAUUGCAGUUGUGGGGUGCAGCUCUACCCAUGAACACUCCAGGAGUACCAUGCAUAUUCGAUCCCCAUGGGCGAGCAGGCAUUUGCGGUGACUGGCUUACAGGUUCAAGCAUCGAAGCAGCGGUGUUAAGCGGCAUAUCUCUUGCAAACCAUAUAGCUGACUAUUUUGCAAGCCACGGUGAACGACCUGAGGAGUUUGCAAUUGGUUUGCACGAGAACUUAAGCCAAGUUGACGGGCAUGACAUCGGCCAGUUUCCCGGGUUAGACUAUAAGCAACAAGUAGCUGAAGCUCAGCUGACACCGAGUUUAUGAUGAACUUUGAUCUGAUAAUUUUGUCCUGAUCGUUGAUCUAGCUUGUAAAUGAUGAGCUGAUUUUUAUUCCCUCUUCUUAUUUAUUUUUCUUUCUCUUGUUCCACGGAACUCGUAAGUUGUAACCUGCAGAAUGUAUGUAGAAAUUUUGUUAGAAGCUGAUGUUAUUAUGCUA
This is a messenger RNA of Phragmites australis (common reed), 1653 nucleotides long. RefSeq lists its product as uncharacterized. The transcript is spliced from 8 exons. The record is from RefSeq and is a predicted model, not a curated record. NCBI's taxonomy places the organism in Eukaryota, Viridiplantae, Streptophyta, Magnoliopsida, Poales, Poaceae. Bases 60 to 1481 code for a protein of 473 amino acids.